Molecule: messenger RNA, 465 nt
Organism: Symsagittifera roscoffensis
Lineage: Eukaryota; Metazoa; Xenacoelomorpha; Acoela; Convolutidae
Exons: 2
Coding region: 1-465 (154 amino acids)
Source: RefSeq, a predicted model, not a curated record
AUGGAGGAGUGCAUCACCAAGCUGAAGGCCUGGAAGGCAAACAUGGAGGAGAAAAGUGUGCGAGUAAACAUGAAGAAGACUAAGAUUCUAGUCUCCGGUCUUGGCCUUGACCAGUUGCAGGACUCCGAUUCGAAACUUGUCAGUCCAAGAUGUCGUGGUGAGGCUCGUCCAAUCGAUGGAAGGCCUGAAACCCAACUGGAAGUGGACGGAACCUUGCUGGAUGUCGAGGCCAGCUUGUGUUACCUGGGAGAUAUAAUGUGUGCGGGAGGAGGUUGUGAACGUGCCAUCACUGUCAGAUGCUGCGCAGCUUGGGGCAAAUUCAGGAGACUUAUACCCAUCCUGACAAAUAGACUCUUGUCACCAAAUAUCCGUGGCAAGAUGUUCACUGCCUGCGUCCGUUCGACCACGCUCCAUGGUAGUGAGACAUGGGCACCAAAUACCUCGGACUUGCAGCGUCCCCGCUAA